AUGGAUAAUCUUCCACCGGUUAAAUUUUACAAAGCCUGGGACGAGUAUGGAGCGCUGAGCAACUUUUCCCCGUUUCCCGUGAGCGUCGACGGCGUGGAAUGGCCCACGGUUGAACAUUACUAUCAGGCACAAAAGUUCGCCGGCGUGCACAACGACAUCGCACGCGAGUCGUUUGAGAAAAUCAAACUCGCAGAAUCACCUGAGGCGGCAGCAAAAAUCGGUCGAAGCGCUCAAGCCGCUCAUCCCGAAAGCGUUCGAAAGGAUUGGGACGAUGUCAAGGUUGACGUCAUGCGACGAGCGCUGACGGAGAAGCUAGUAAGGUAUGAAGGACCAAGGACGUUGCUCAUGGAAUCUGUUUGCACCGAUGGUCGUGUGCGCGUCAUCGAAGACUCCCCGGUUGAUGGCGUAUGGGGCGCCGGUCGAGACGGAACUGGCCAAAAUUUACUGGGGGCGCUGCUCGUGAAUAUCAGAGAAGAUCUCGUGAGCGGGCGUUUAGACGUUGAAAAAUGA
Ostreococcus lucimarinus CCE9901 is the source of this 510-nucleotide messenger RNA. RefSeq lists its product with no specific name. The transcript has a single exon. The record is from RefSeq and is a predicted model, not a curated record. The coding region runs from base 1 to 510 and encodes 169 amino acids. NCBI's taxonomy places the organism in Eukaryota, Viridiplantae, Chlorophyta, Mamiellophyceae, Mamiellales, Bathycoccaceae.